Molecule: messenger RNA, 447 nt
Organism: Mytilinidion resinicola
Lineage: Eukaryota; Fungi; Ascomycota; Dothideomycetes; Mytilinidiales; Mytilinidiaceae
Exons: 2
Coding region: 1-447 (148 amino acids)
Source: RefSeq, a predicted model, not a curated record
AUGUUUUCUGCCAACGCUCUGACCCUUUCCGAGAAAGAGAUGAGCACUCUCGCUCUCGCUUGGCAAUGCUUCGCCACUGAACCCACCGUCGACUACAAGAAGCUGGCCGAGCUGACCGGCUACACUCUGCAGUCCGCCCAAGUCACUCUUGGCAAAAUCAAGCGCAAGCUCCGCGCUGCUGCUGACGCCAACGGCACUCCGAUGGCCAAGGCUACCGAUUCCACCGCUACGAACACCCCGAAGAAGCGCAAGAACGCCAACGGCGACGGCAACGGGUCUCCGAAGAAGGCUCGCACCCCCAAAAAGAAGGCAGCUGCCGCUACAGAGAGCCAUUCCGACGACGACGAGACCUUCUCCUCCAAGUUUGCCGUCAAGGGUGAAGCUGAUAAGCUCAUCAAGUCGACCAACGACUUCCUGGGCAUCAAGCCCGAGGACGACGAGGAAUGA